Messenger RNA from Aphanomyces invadans, 1641 nucleotides. RefSeq lists its product as hypothetical. Gene Ontology annotation, molecular function: oxidoreductase activity. Bases 1 to 1641 code for a protein of 546 amino acids. NCBI's taxonomy places the organism in Eukaryota, Oomycota, Saprolegniomycetes, Saprolegniales, Verrucalvaceae. The transcript is spliced from 14 exons. The record is from RefSeq and is a predicted model, not a curated record.
AUGCAAGGAUCGGCGCGAGCGCUAGCGCGAAAGUGGGACGCAAUCGUCGUGGGAGGGGGCCACAAUGGCCUCGUGGCGGCCACAUACCUUGCCAAGGCUGGCAAGGCGGUGUGUGUUUUGGAGAAGCGGCAUGUACUGGGCGGGGCGGCCGUGACGGAAGAGAUCGUGCCGAACUUUCGGUUUUCUCGGGCGUCGUACGUGUUCAGCUUGUUUCGACCGCAGAUCAUCCGCGACUUGGACUUGCACAAGCAUGGACUUGUCGUGUAUCCGAGAGACCCGUCGUCGUUCACCCCACUCUUGAAUGGUCAAAGCUUGGUGCUGGGGGCCGACAUGCAAGAGAACCAGCGACAAAUUGCACAAUUCUCUCGUGCCGACGCCGAGGCGUAUCCCAAGUAUCAUGCCAUGCUCGAGCGCCUGGUCGCGUUUUUCGUCCCUCUGAUCGACUCAGUACAUAUCAAAGUCGCCUUGAGCAGCGAAUCAUCCUUUCGCGCACGACUGGAUGCGCUGCAAGCGUUCGGUCGCCUUGGCAUCCAAGGAGUCAAGCUCGGGCGAGACCUCGGCACGUUUGUCGAGUUCAUGACGGCACCUGCCGACAAGAUUUUGAAUCGCUGGUUCGAGUCGGACGUCCUCAAGGCGACGCUUGCCACGGACGCGAUCAUUGGGGCCAAGGUCGCCCCGUCGACGCCAGGGUCAGCCUACGUGCUGUUUCAUCAUAUCAUGGGCGAGCUCGACGGCGUCAAGGGCAUGUGGGGGCACGUUCGCGGCGGCAUGGGCGGAGUCUCCGCGGCGCUAGCAAGCGCUGCGAAAGCUGCCAACGUUCGCAUGCUUACGAAUGCCCCGGUGGCUUCCAUCAAUGUCAAAGAAGGGCGGGCGACGGGCGUAACGUUGGCCGAUGGAACUGUGAUGGACGCGACCCACAUCCUAUCGAACGCGAGUCCAUCGCUGACGUAUUUGGACCUGGUGGGCAAGCAGCAUCUGCCAGCGUCGGUGGUGGCGCAUUUUGAGCGCGCGUGGGACACCGAGUCAGCAUCGACCAAAAUUAACGUCGCGCUCGACGCACUUCCCAACUUUACGUGUUUGCCCAACGUGGGGUCGGCCCCGAUGCCGCACCACCGCGGGACGACCCACUUCGAGGACUCGAUGCGCCAGAUCGAAGACGCGUUCUUGGAUGUCCAGCAAGGCGUCGCAUCGCGUCGGCCAGUGAUCGAGAUGAACAUCCCAACCUCCAUGGACGACUCGAUCGCGCCGAGAGGCCACCACAUCGCGCUCCUUUUUGUGCAGUACACUCCGUAUUUGCCCAAAGAUGGGCCGUGGACAGAUGCGAAGAAGGCCGCGUUUGCGGACCAGUGCUUUUCCGUGAUCGAGCAAUACGCACCAGGCUUCAAAGCGUCGAUCGUAGGCACCGACAUCUUGACGCCGCCGGACUUGGAGCGCGUCUUCUCGCUGCCCCGAGGCAAUAUUUUCCACGGAGCGAUGGGUCUCGACCAGCUCUUUUGGCUGCGGCCACUUGGAGGGUACACCGAUUACCGUACGCCGAUCCGCGGGCUGUACUUGUGCUCCGCUGGCACGCAUCCCGGUGGCGGGGUGAUGGGAGCAUGCGGUCGCAAUGCAGCGCACGUCGUGCUGAAAGACUCUGCUUAG